Messenger RNA from Dovyalis caffra, 726 nucleotides. The record is from the annotation of a GenBank genome assembly. Lineage: Eukaryota; Viridiplantae; Streptophyta; Magnoliopsida; Malpighiales; Salicaceae.
AUGGCAAGCUGCACUGCGUUUCAUCUUCUUCUUCUUCUUGUUCUAUCAAUCAUUCUAGCACUUACAAAUGCAAAUUUAGAAGGGGAUGCUUUGUACGCUUUGAGGAGAGCAGUGCAGGAUCCAGGGCAUGUUCUCCAGAGCUGGGAUCCAACCUUAGUGGAUCCAUGUACUUGGUUUCACGUUACUUGCGAUAGUGAUAAUCGGGUUACCCGACUAGACCUUGGAAAUGCAAAGCUUUCAGGCAGUCUAGUGCCUGAGUUGGGGAAGCUCGUCCGUCUUCAGUAUCUGGAACUGUACAUGAAUAAACUGAUGGGUUCUAUACCAAAGGAACUUGGUGACCUGAAGAGUCUUGUGAGCUUGGAUCUGUACCACAAUAACCUUACUGGGACCAUUCCUGCUUCGCUUUCUAAGCUAUCCAAUCUUAAAUUCCUGAGACUGAACGGCAACAGUCUGUCUGGAAGGAUUCCAAGAGAACUUACCAACUUGAAGAGCCUAAAGAUCCUUGACGUCUCAAACAAUGAUUUAUGUGGCACCAUACCCACCUCAGGUUCUUUCUCAAAGUUCAGAGAGGAAAGGUGGCAGGGGUACAAGUCACCCCAACAAUAUCAAACCAACAAAAGAAAAAAAGGAAAUGCUGAAGGGGAAAAUAAAUGGAAUUUGCCUGUUACUUCCAUGGAGAUCAAAAUUUUUUUCACCGAUGAAACCCUGAGUCAAUCACUCGAUUGA